Messenger RNA from Cebus imitator (Panamanian white-faced capuchin), 5450 nucleotides. RefSeq names its product translation initiation factor IF-2-like. The transcript has a single exon. The record is from RefSeq and is a predicted model, not a curated record. Bases 3243 to 4118 code for a protein of 291 amino acids. Lineage: Eukaryota; Metazoa; Chordata; Mammalia; Primates; Cebidae.
UGACAGAGUGAGACACCACCUCAAAAAAACAAACAAAAAACUAGAAAACCAUAAUAAUCUGUUAAAUUUGGAGAAAAAAUGAUUUUCACCUUGGAAUUCUAUAACUAUCCCUGCCAAAUUAUCAACCAGGUGUCAAGAUAGAAGGAAAAUAUUUUCAGCAAUACAAACAUCUCAAAAAUUUUACCUCUUCAUAUAGUCUUUCUUGAAAGUUACCAAAAGGAAAUUAAACUAAAGAAAAUCUGUUCUGAAAAAAGGGUGAAUGUAAGCGAAAUAACAGAAAAGUAUCAAUUAAAUUCAAGAUGAGAGAUUCAAGUCUCUCGAAUUCAAAAGCAAUGUAUUAUUCAAAAGCCAGUACCAAACGUUUCUCUGUAAUGAAAUAAAUUGCCAAGCCUCCUCAAGCUAAGUCAUGUGAACACUGCUAUAUCCCUAUACCUGUGUGUAUAUACAGAUCCUUCCCAUAUCCCUAACUAGCUACUUAGUAAAGUGACUAUGUAAAUUUAUAUUCAAACUUUUCCUUUCCAUAGAAUAGUUAAAUGUAACACAUUUUAAAUUCCAGUGUUUCUUUACAUAGUUAAAAAGUUUCCUAAAUCAAAAGCUCAAGACAUUAAAUAAAAAAAAUUCCAGAUUAAUUCCACAUUAGUAAAAUGUAUCAUACCCAAUUUUUAUUCUCUCACUAAAGAGGGAUCAACAGGAAAUUUAAGACACAUUUAAAGAAAUAAUUUAUAGGAUAAUGCAAUACAUUCAUUUUUCUUCUCCAAGGAACCUCACUCAGGCUGAGGUAGUUUCAAGCUAUUUGAAUUAUCUUUCAUUGAAAAUUAACUUAGAAAAAGCAUUAAGAUUAGAAUGACAAUUUUAUCCAAAUGCAGUCGGUAUACAAUAAACAUCUCAUAUUCAAAAAAUAGGAUACAUUUUAAGAUAUCUUAUUCUCAAAAUAUCGUGUAUCAUUAAAAUUAAAAGUAAGUCAAACUAUGUGUCUAUUUUAUAUAGCCAAAAAAAAAAAAAAAGCAGUACUUUUACAAUUAAUAGUUUAAGGUUUAAAAGCUAUUUAAAAUUUUCUGAAAAACCAGAUUGUCAAGGAAUUGGUUCACUCACAGUCGGCCAGAAGAAAAAAAAAAAGGUGGUAUUUCAAAAUUUUAGACCAAAAAAGAAAUUUAGAUUCCCUUAUAAAUAAGUGCGAAGAGAGAAUAUUUUCAGCAAACAUUUCAUUUAACUACAUAAACCAAAGGAAUAAGGCUGUCUAACCACAUGUAAACUAUGCAUCAUCUGACUUCAGGUAGAAUAUUUACCUUUGGUAUACUUGGGAACCAGACACCCAAAGUAUAUAAACACAGGCAUAUUUUAAAAACAACUGUCUUAAUGUUUUUGUUUGCUAGGCAAUAAUUCCCAUUAUUUUCAGAAAGAAAAAAAUAUCCUUAAUCAAAAAGUUAUCAGAGGAGUUUCUACUUCUUAAACUUUCAAACUAACAUAUUUAAUAUAAACCACUUAUCAUUUAAGCUCCAUCAGGGCACAGGCUUGUCUCUUUCCCUGUUGUGUCCCCAACCUUUAGGGGACUAGCUGGCACUACAAUAAAUAUGUGUAGAAUGAAUGAACUGAGCCUCUGGAAAAAGCUUAAGUGUUUUACAUUGCAACAGGGCAAUUUGACCUGUUUAUCUAACAUUCACUACACUCAACUCUAAUGACAUAAGAUUCAUACCAGGUAUUUAAACACGCACACACACACACACAAAUGCAUUACUCACAUAUGUAUCUCACUCACAAAGCCAAUUUUUUUAGUUAUAUUUUCUCUCAGGAAAAUUUGUUGUAUUCUUUCUAGUAUUACAAAUAAAUAUUAGAAAAGCAUGUUGUGUCUUGACAAUGCAAGUGCUAUCUUCAAAUUUAUGUUGCAAUCUGGAAAAAUUUAGGCAAACUAAAUAGUACUUCCAGAGUUGUGCCCCAAAGCAUUUCUUAAAGUCAAAUUCCUUAAUUCAAUGAAAAGUGGAACAAGGCACAGUGGCGCCUGUCUGUAGUCCCAGCUACUUGGGAACCUGAGGCGGGAGGAUUGCUUGAGCUCAGGAGUUUGAGACCAGCCUGAGCCAAAUAAAGAGAACCCAUCUUGAAAGAAAGAAAAGAAAGGAAAGAAAGGAAAGAAAGGAAAGAAGAAAGAAAGAAAGAAAGAAAGAAAGAAAGAAAGAAAGAAAGAAAGAAAGAAAGAAAGAAAGAAAGAAAGAAAAAGUGGGAUAUAAUAGGGAAAAAUGCACACCUUACCGUUUAAAAAUUAUGCUAAAUUUUAAAAAGAAAAAAUGAACUGGGGUCAAAAUAAAUACAUCGAAAUUACUGAUCCCAAAUGGCAUUAAUGCCCUUACAUUUUGAUAUUUAGAUUUGCCUUUGAAGCUACAUAAUAAACUUUAUGUCUACAAAGCUUGAGUUAGAGCUUUGGAUGUUAACACUGUUUGGAUGUUCAGUAUCGGAAGUUUCUUCAUAAUUCUAAAGUUAGACAUUUAGCAGUAACAGUAAUACACUUACAUGUAAGAUUCUAUAGCACUUGUACAAGCAUAAUUAUCUCGAGUGGGACAGGCUUCAUAGUGAGCAAGCUAUGAUCUGUACAAUUGCAAUACUCUGCAGACACGGACUGAAAAGUUUCCGAAAAUUCUGAUGUUUAUCUUCAAAGAAACUUGAACAGAGUCGAUCUGAUGAUGGUCAAGAUAGAUGGUUUGUAUUGCUGAUGAUGGUGGUUACAGAAGAAUACCCAAGUCAACUCAGAAACACUGGUAAGGAAAUAAGGCUCUCGAUAGCAACUAAAGCGUUGGGGAAAAAAAAUCCAGGGAGCAUAAACAAUAAAGCUCAAUUAACUGCUGCCUGUGUGUUUCCAAUUUAUAGGCUUAAAUACACAUUGGGCAUUAGAUAUUUCUUUUAGGUUUUUUUCUUUUUUUAAAAAAAACCAGAAAUUUAGUAUUUUAAUUGCCCCUCCCCCACAGCUAACAUCAGUGCCCUUUCUUCCUCCUCCCUUACCCCUCCCAGCUUAAACAAAUUAACAUUUGUACUAGGUACCUCCUAUCAGCUCGCAGCUUCUUCCCAAACACGCCCACGUACACUGAAACUGGCCUGCGUCUACACAACACACAGCUACAGGAAAAGAGCUUCGAGGGGGGACCUGGGGGAGGGUGGAUAAUUCGCUCCGCACAGGUUUUACGGCUAUUUUCCAGAAAUUAGCUCCUCGCUCGUGGCUCGCGUUUCUUCCAAAUCACCUCCAAAGCACAGUGUUUAUGAGCCUACCUAAUCCGAUACUGCAAUGGAAUUCCGGAUAUUUGCAGACAGAUUUUCCGGCUUUGCAAGUGUCUGAUGAGAUACGUUCGGAAUCUCCUUUUUUCUACGGCCCGGUUCUUGGCUGUACAGCAAGCCGACCUAGGGCUGCAGCCCCUGUCCCGCACCCGGGCCGCGCGCCCGGCCCAAGGCCAGCGCAGGACGCAGCCCCUCCGGGGCCGGAGCUGGCGGAGCCGCUCGGGCUGCGGGCCGGUCUGCAACAGGUCACCCUGACCGCGAGUCCGCGGGUUCGCGGGCGGCCAACUCUGCGGCCAGGCUUCUGGGCGCAGCCGCCGGGGGCAGGGGAGGGGGUGUGGCCCGGCUUCGGCUGGUCCUGGCUCCGAGGUCCAGGCUUGGGCUCACCUGAAGGGAGGCUGAGGCGACGCUGGGCGCCAGAACACCGCGGGCGGAGGCUGGGGGCUUCCGCCACCCAGGAGGGAGAGGGAGGCGGGUUCGGGGGGUCGCCGCGACACGGGCUUCAGGACGGCGCCCCCAAGCGGGGGACUCCACGGCCGCUCCGACGCUGGGAACCCGCGGCCGAGGGAGGCGCGCCCCCCAGCGCCCUUCUCCUUCAGCCCGAGCUCCGCAGCCCCAUCCCUGCGCGCAGGGCGAGCAGCCCCGGGGCCCGCGGCAGGAAGAACCACACUCCGCAGCGCCGGAGCCGCCGCCAUUCCCCGCGUCGCCCGGGGGGCGCUGCGCACCCACCCUUAGUCCCCCGCAGCGCUCCGCGGCCUGAGCCCACCGACCUGUGCAGCUGCGGCCGUCUCCUCAGAGGAUGGAAAGACAACGCCGGCCUCACGCUUCGCCGCCACGGCCACCGCCGCCGCCACCUAGGAUAGCGCUCGCCGACCCGAACAGUCACCGUCUCUCAUUCAGCGCCAGCCGCCGCGGCUGCCGCUCGGGGGAGGAGAGUGAGCUGGAACCACCCCGUCCGCGCCGGGGGUGGGGGAAGAGAGCGGACCUGGCGGCGGCGCGCUUCAAGCGGGCGGGGCGGAGCCGCGCGCAGGAGCGCGCGCACCAACUGGGCGCGCUCGCGGGGGCGCUGAGCGCUGCAGCCUGUAGGGUCUUCCCCGCGUGCUUCCCGCCCGCCGCUCUUCCGCCCCGCGGAGCCCAACGGCUGCCGGGGGUCGAUGUGCGCCGCGCGCGUAGCAAGCCACAAUCCCACCGCCCGGCGCCUUCUGAAAGGAGGGGCUCCCAACGGCCAAACAAGGGGGCGGGGAGGGGUGGGAGGGUGGACAGACAGGUGGGGCAUCCGCCACCUCCCGGCCACCCGCUCCCGGCACUGGGCCCUGUGCGAUGAAAUCCGCCGUGGUGUCUGCGGCCUUCAGCCCGACUCUUCACCUUUAAGGCCAGAGAACAAAGUCUGGAAACACUUGGCCCCAAGAUCAAACAUCCAGCGCACGCCGGCGAUGCUUUUAGAAAGUCACUGCAGACAGAUGAGGGGGCUCCAAAUGCGGAGAGUCACCCCACUGCCGUAGAUAAGAUCAUAAAUUGUAAUGAUCAAUGUCCUCACACAUUAAGAUUCGGGAAGUGUUGGAAGUAGGCCUUUGUAGAUGUUACGCAGGGUACUACCCUUGACUUAAGGAGCAAAUGACAGAAAUUGGGCGGAAAGGUGUUGUUUCAGAGGGUGCACUAUAUGGGUGGCCUACUUAAAACUAGCACCAUGUGAUGCAGUGUGACUGUUAACCGAAGGUUUUAAGUGAGCCGCCUUUGUAUCUGCUGUCAUUAGACUAUUUGGAAAUGGAUAAUUAUUUUGAUGAUCUGCAGUUCUUUCUCUAGGCAACGUGCAGUAGAAUGUGGAAAGAAUACCGUGUACCAGCAUUAAGUGUAAAACGUGAAAGGACCAAGAAUUCACUAUUCUCAUUUGGUUUCUUUCUUCCCUUUAAUAACCGCUAAAUAGAACUGAUUAAUCUUGAACGUUGAAGAAUGCUAAUUGUUUCCUCCUUUAAUUGCCUUGUGUCAUAGUCCUUUAUGUUGGGGAAGCUAGAAUGCCCUUCAACCCAUUUCUCGCAAAUAGAGUUGUUUCUUUAAAGCACCUCGACCCAAAAUUAAGUCAAAAAGAAAAACAGCAAGAAUAGGCAACAAAGUUCAUAUUGUUUCAUUUUCAUUCUAUUUUAUUUUCAAAGAAAGUAUUGAAUCAUGACGAAAUCACUAGAAGUAGAGCAAUCAAA